CUACAAGCUUCAAUGAAGAAAACCUUAUCUGCAGCACACUGGACCUCUUCUUUGCUGGAACAGAGACAACAUCGACGACACUGCGCUGGGCUCUGCUCUACAUGGCCCUCUACCCAGAAGUCCAAGAAAAGGUACAGGCUGAAAUUGACAGAGUGAUUGGUCAGGGGAGACAGCCCAGCCUGGCCGACCGAGAGUCCAUGCCCUACACCAAUGCUGUCGUCCACGAGGUGCUGAGAAUGGGCAACAUCCUCCCCACGAAUGUUCCCAGAGCCGUAGCAGUUGACACCACAUUGUCUGGAUACCACCUGCCAAAGGGGACCAUAGUCAUGAUCAACUUGACUGGACUGCACAGGGACCCUAAAGAGUGGGCCACCCCGGAUACCUUCAAUCCAGAGCAUUUUUUGGAGAAUGGACAGUUUAAGAAGAGAGAAUCUUUUCUGCCAUUCUCAAUGGGAAAGCGAGCUUGCCUUGGAGAACAGUUGGCCAGGUCUGAGCUGUUCAUUUUCUUCACUGCCCUUGUGCAAAAAUUUACCUUCAAGCCUCCUGUCAAUGAGAAGUUGAGCCUGAAGUUCAGAAUGGCCAUCACCCUCGCCCCAGCCAGCCACCGCAUCUGCGCUGUCCCUAGGCUGUGAUGGUGGAGAAGAGAAAGGACAGCAAGAAGAAAUGACACAUGCUCUGAAACCAUGGUGCCCGCUCACAUGUGACAGAAUGAGAAUGAGAAUGACUGGGGAAAGACGCACGAAAUUAGACCAAGAAAUCAAGUCAAAUUCGUGGACUGCUGUGGCCUCCACGUUGGUGCUGGGAAAAUCAUUUAUGUGGUCAUUGAUACAUCUUUUCACCUGAAAAUUGCAAAGAGAAUGAUGAUUCCUCCCUGAGUGAAUGUACUUGUAACGAUCAUAGAAAUCAGUGGAUCUGAAGUGACAUAUUGAUAAAAAUCAAUUGCUCUAACGUUGUACCCUUUAGUGUGUCAGCACUUCCUUCUUUUAUAGAUGUACAUUGGCUGCUGGUCUGUUGAGACAAUUCAUCUGAAAGUGACAUAAAACAUGAAUAGGAGUUAGAAAUGGACCCAGAAAAGGCAGAAAGGAUGGUGGUAAAUGCUCUCCCAUUUGGAAAGUCUGUAUUUGCUGUAUCUUUCUCUCCUUCUAGUGCUCCUCCUGAAAGUCAGCAGGGCAAGGAUGAUUCCUAAUUACAGGAAGGCUGAACAAGGGGUGCUGAAGCAAUUUCUAUAAUUUACAUGUGGUACCUAGACAUUGAACUUGGACUCAGAGCCAGGUAAAUUAUGAAUAACCAAACCCUGGAAGCAGGUUUGGGAGCAAAUGGGAUUUUCUUUCCUCAUUGUAGAUUCUUGCCUUCAGUCAUGUAGUAGAUAUUUGUCCCCAUCCUUUUCACAUAGGGCUUGGCUAUAUGGGCUGUGAUUCUCAUUUGUAAUUGGCCUAUAAGAUUGUUUUAUUCCUAGGACAAGUCUGAACUCACUGAGGCCUGGCAGAGCAUUUUAAACAGGGGGUUAGAAAUGGCAGAAUCUGCAGCUGGCAAGAUGGCUCAGUGGUUAAGAACACUGGCUGCUUAUGUGUAGGAGCCAGCUUAACUUCCUAGCACCCAUGUAGUGGCUAAUAACUGUCAAUAACUCUAGUUCCAAGGUAUCUGGCACCCCAUUCUGGCUUCCACAGGCAUUACAUAUACAGAUACACUUACAUACAUGGAGGCAGAACUCUCAUUCACAUAACAUAAAUUUUUUAAAAAAGAAAAUGCAAAAUCCUUGCUGGGUACGAUCAGUGGAAAGAAAAUGACCACAAACUAGAUCAGGUGACACUGUGUGUUAGGAAGUUUUCACCCCUUCUCUAUUUCAGACAACAAACAAAAUAUCCCAGUGAAGUGGAGAACAGCAAACCAAAGCCCCCCUUUACUUUCCUAGAGCUAGACCAAAGAAAUUUUAAUAGUUCAGAAACCAACAAGUUGAAGACCAUGAAGUUUUUCUGUCCUGAGUUGUUAUUCAAUGAAAAGCUGAUUUAUCCAACAUCGUGAAAGAAAGCAGCUUUGAAGGUGCUAGAAAGGACGGACUUGUCUGGGCUAGCUUGAGGUAGCUAAGGAGAGACCAUCCAGAGACAAUGGCUGGUCUUUCAUGUAGAGGCUUGAGUUCCUCUUGUCAGAUAAAAGGAGAGAGGAAGAAGGCCACUGUGUUCACUUCCUUUAUUAGACCCUGGACGACGGGUCUCUAGAAAACAGGAAAGUGAUGUUCAAGAAUAAAACCCAUCAUAGCAGGCCUUGAGGUCCCCACCAUAGGCAGCUUCUCUCUGUCCCUAACCUCCACAGUAUUUCCCCAUUUUCUCUGCAAAAAUUACCUCCUUCUACAGUUUAUUCAUGGGAAAACAGUCAGUCUUCAUAUGUCUCAAUUUCCUCCUUUGAAAAAUGAGGGACUUUUUUUUUGAGAAUUUCAUAUUACAUCAUUUCUAUCCCCCUGUCUCCCUAUUCCAACUCUUCCCAUACCACCCCCACUCAUUCUCAAUUUCUUGACUCUUUAUUAUUUUUACACACAUAUGUAUAUGUAUACAUAUAUUAUAAUCUAUUGCAUACAUUUAGUGAUUCUUAUAUGUACAUUUGUUUAGGGCUCACCAUUUAGAUUUGGAUAACCUGUCAGGGAACUUGACUCUGAAGAAAACUCCUUUUUCUCUUAGUAGCUAUUGAUUGCCUAUAGCUAUUCAUGCAGAAGUGGGACCUUGGGAAAUUUCCUUUAUCCACAAUGACAUUUCAACUGGUGGUGUCCUUAUGCAGGUCAUGUUUAGGCAAUCAUACUGUUAAGAUUUAAUUGGUGCAACUUCCCUGUCAUGUUUAAAAGACACUAUCUAGCAGCAGGUGUCUGGGUCCUCUGACUCUUACAAUCUUUCCGCCCUCUUUCAUGGUGUUCCCUGAGCCUUGGGUGUUGGGGUUACAUUGUAGAUGUAUCAGUUCAGUUUGGACAUCCCAUGAUAACCCCUUCUUUAUAUUUUCACCAGCUGUGGAGUUUUAUAAUGGUUCAUUUGUUGCAAAAAUGAGCCUUUUUAUAAGUGGUGGGUGUGAGGACAAGCAUUUCAAAUAUAACUAGAAGCUGUGUUGGUUUAGGAAAGUAGAAAUAGUAGGUUCUCUCUAGGGUCCAUGGGUAGGUGUCUAGCUAUACAGUUCCAGGCCUGAAUGCCCUCCUACUGAACAGGUCUUAGGUUCUAUUAAACAGCUCUUGGUUACCCCCAAGAUAAAAGUGCCACCAUUAGGGAUAUUUUUCUGAGCUGGUCACUGUUGUGAUUUAUAGAUUUCAUAGCUGGGUGGGACUACUGAUUGCUUUUCUCCAUUGUUAGUUUGUAUAGCACCUUCCAGUGCUAUGAGGGAUAGUCAGAAAAUAGAGCAACUUUGCUGAUGUCCUCUGGGCAUCUCAUUCCUUCUCCAUUUUACAGUUUCUGGGAUUCUAAAUGAGCAGCCACACAUGCACUAUUCCAUGAGCACACUGUUAGAAACAGAGAUGAACUUGCUUGUGUUUUUCCACAUUGUCAAGAUUUAUUCAGUAUCGAUUUUCCAGAUGUUGCCACUUUCUUUGACAUCUUUGGCCAAGGCAAACACAGACUUUAAAAAAAAUUAUUCCUAACAUAGCUACUAAUUUAGCUCUCAGAUCACACAUUAAAUAGUCCUUAGCCAAUGUGUAUAAGUAGGUGUAAGACUGUUACAAAGGGUUAAGGGGCAGGGGUUUCAGGGAGUUUCAAAAAGGCCUGAAUAGUCAAAGCUGGAAACUCAUAGGAAUGGAAGAGUCCUGUACUGAUAAGACAACAAACACCAGGGAGCUGGAGAAGUGAGAAGCAGUGGUGGCUGUGAGUGAGGACACUGUGGGUCAGAAGACUGAGAACAGCACUGCAGAGCUGAGUCCAGCCAGAGAAGAAGGGACAGGACCACAUUCAAACAGUCAGUGGAUGGAUAGAAGGCAGGUCCAGAGAGUAAACAGGAAGAUGUGUAGACUGCAAAUCAAGUACGCCAGGCCAACAGUAGGGACCAAGCCCAGCUGAAACCCCUCGACAGCCAGGAGUCCUCUGCCUGUGGUCCUUGAUACACACAUCAUGGUAUGGUCAGAUGACAGGUUGGUGGUGGCCCUCAUGACUAUAGUGUUAGGUGUCUGCCUCUUCAUCGGACUCAGCUGAGAGACUUAUAUCCUUUCAUUGUUUUGGUGUGUCUAAUAAUUUCCUGAGCCUGAUAAAUCACAGACUUUCCAGAAUGAGCCCUUUACAAGCCAGGUGCUUUGAAGGGAUCUACCCACGGCCCCCUGAAACCAUGUGAGAAUGACUUUUGUAAAUGGACAUAAUCUGGACUAAUGACUUAAUUAACCCCAGCAAAAUCAUGUGUUCUUUUGUCUUGUGACCCAGGCUUUUUUUUUUUUUAAAUCUCAUUUUGUAGGCAACCUCAAUUUGGUACUGCACCCAAAAAGAUAAUGAAUGAAUGAAUGAAUGAAUGAGGCUGUGCUUCAGAAUUAACAUAUCAAAGUGCUGAAAAGUGGUCCACCCAUCUCCAUUGAGCACAGUGGAGACUGGAAAAAACUAUUAACCUUGAAUGAGUUGAGCUGGUCUAAAAGUAGGGAUAAAAUGUCAGAUGAUCUGAUGAGAUUAGAGUGGAGCCAAGCUUGUACUUCCCCAGUUGAAGCUGGAGAAACCAUUUUGAAUAAAAGUAUGUGUGGUGCCAGACUCCAGACACAAUUCCAGGGACACGGUGCCAGCAGACAGUUCCAUGACUAUAGUGCCAUGAGACACUACACUUCCAAGAAAUAUCUACGGGAAUGAAUGUCCUCCGAGUUCAGACCCACUAUUAGAAACUAUAUUUAAGAGUUAGGCUUUUCUUUGGUUCAGAUAGUGAUAUGUUGGCAUAAUAAUGUGACAAUACCUGGCU
Nannospalax galili (Upper Galilee mountains blind mole rat) is the source of this 4893-nucleotide messenger RNA. RefSeq names its product cytochrome P450 2J3. Gene Ontology annotation, biological process: xenobiotic metabolic process. NCBI's taxonomy places the organism in Eukaryota, Metazoa, Chordata, Mammalia, Rodentia, Spalacidae. Gene Ontology annotation, molecular function: heme binding; oxidoreductase activity, acting on paired donors, with incorporation or reduction of molecular oxygen, reduced flavin or flavoprotein as one donor, and incorporation of one atom of oxygen; iron ion binding. The record is from RefSeq and is a predicted model, not a curated record. Gene Ontology annotation, cellular component: intracellular membrane-bounded organelle; cytoplasm.